Messenger RNA from Paramormyrops kingsleyae, 1657 nucleotides. It is a transcript of the gene cyyr1, whose product is annotated as cysteine/tyrosine-rich 1. Lineage: Eukaryota; Metazoa; Chordata; Actinopteri; Osteoglossiformes; Mormyridae. The record is from RefSeq and is a predicted model, not a curated record.
CUGACUGAUCGUCAGAGAAAGCGGGGAGGAAGAAAACAAAGGGGGAAAGAGAAGCACCUUUCGGAGAGCAUAGCACGCUGCCCGGACACACUGUGCCGCAAUUUGAAAGGAUGUGAAGCGAGUCUCUGUGCCGUUACAAUCUGCGCCUGUAGAACUUUUACAGAGGUUUUAAGAAGUUUUCUCCACUUCUAUUUAUGCGAAUGGUUUAUACUAAAUCGCCGCCGACACACAGCAUUGGAGACUUUAAUAAAACACAAAAGCACGGUACAAUAGGAAAAUGGAAAACAGUCGGGGGAUCGGUGCGGUAAGACCCGGGUCACGGGGCGCCCGCAGCUGCUGGACCUUCUUGAGAGACGCCUUGCUGGUUUCUCUUUUGGCUGGAUGCUGUGCCGGCCAGUGCGACAGCUGUCUGGAAUACUGCUGCGACGGAGCCCCUCCUUUUUGUUGCUCAUACUACGCAUAUGUGGGUGAUGUCCUCUCGGGCACGGCCAUUUCCGGGAUAGUGUUUGGUGUGGUGUUCCUAAUGGGUGCGGUGGCGGCUAUCUUCCUUUGCCUGUGUAUGUGCGUGAAGAACGGACGUAACUCGCGGGUGGGGGUCUUCAGAGCUUGUCACGUCAACACUGUUGCGCAGGGAUACCGAGGACCCCCUCCUCCUUACAGCUACGACUAUGAGAUGAACCCCCACCACAUUCUACCACCACCUUACACGCCAACCCCUCCCAGAACCCACCCCCCUCCACCUCCUUACCCCGGUUACUCCAGCAAGUAGCAGCUCUUGGUACGAAUGGCCCCCGAGCAUGCUGGGAUGCCACCCCAUUGAAAUGAAUGUACCCUCAGCAACCAGGAUGAUACAGCUCUGACGCCCACUUCUCUGUGAUCUCUGUAUAUCCUUGAUGACUGAUAUUUGUACAGGCACAACAUUGGGCACCCCUGUGGGUUUGCUGGCAUUUGGCAUGGUCUUCUAUCCCUGUAAUGAUGGAUUCUCCUUUAAGCCAAAAGCGGAAAAACAGAUAUCAGUGGUACCAAGACGUCUCACGGCAGGAAAUUUAUCUCAAGUCCUCCUCAGUGUCUCACGCAAAAAUGAAACCACGCAGACUUUUUGUAAUGUGGCACUAGUCCCGAGGACAGAUGUGCCAGUUUUCAUUGUGGCUCAAAGAUCUCUUAAUAAUUGAUGGAGUUAGUUGUUACAUGGACAUCCAAACAUCAUGUUCAUCACUAUGUCUGUGACUGUCCUAGCCAGUAAGACCAUUGCAACAAACUUGGUUUGAGCUCCACUUGCCUGCAAGAAGAUUAAAAGGCUGAUCUGUGGUAGCAACUUUCAUCACAUGCUUACAGUGACACUGCACUUUCCCAGAAUUUGGAAAUGUGGGAGAACGUUUUAGUUUUCCUAGCCCUAUCAUGGAUUGAUAGAGGGUUGGCUCUCCAGGUUCAGACUACAGAAAAUAGCAAAUAUUGAUAGAACAUUUUUUGCUUAUUCAGUUUUAUACAUUUUUAUCUCUGUCUUUGCAGAGGCGUGCCAAGGUACAAAAUGUAUCUAUAUGCAGAAUCCCUUGUGCCAUCUCGGUGAAAAUGUUCUAUCACUCAAAAUUGUUUUAUUAUUGUGUUUGUUGGGUGUUUGUAUUAUGUUCUGUAUGUUGAAUAAACUGUUUAUGAAAAA